AAAUGGUAGCGUUAGUCAAAGAGAGUGGGGGCAGAUAGAAGGAGGGGGAAAGAAUACGUUGGAUAAUACUAAUACAAGACAAGAUGAUGAAACAGUAUAGAGUGGCGGGGCCGCAGUGAUAUGAAUAGUAAACCCCCCUUGUCCCCUCCAUCCAGGCCCCACCACCCCCGCAAUUACUCCCUCGCUUCCCCUAUUUUCCAUUCACUACUAUUUCUCUCUCUCAAAAACAGUCUCAUCACUUCAAAACUCUUCACACAUUCAGUGAUUCACAUAUCAUAUACUCUUAUCUUUUCUUCCUUUAAAACGUCCCAUCAUCAUCUAUCCAACGUUGAAAACCUUCAACUUGUAUUUAUCUUGGAAAACCCAAAAUCUCAAAGAAAGCUACUCCAAUUAUUUCACUCUAUCUUUUUCUCCCAGAUAAAUAGACUUGAGAUCGCUUUUCACCUUGCUGCUCUUGCUUCUGUGGGGUUACUGCUUCAGCUAAGAAUUUCUUCUCGCUUUCACUUGUUUUAUUAUCUUUUAAUCUGGAUUUGUCUUGCCCAUGACAUGUCACUGGACAUUAACUUCACAGUGGAUACCCAAAAUUGGAUGUGUUCUACAUAUAACAAUAUUGACUGAUUGCGGCUAUCUGGAUUUGAAUUAGACAAGCAAAGAAAAAUCUUAUGAUUUCAUCCAUGACUAGUCUGUCUAUCUAGUAUCCAGUACACUAGAACUAGUAAAAUAGAGGCACUAUCAUUGCAAGGCGAUCUUCAUCACAACUUCUCUCUUAGCUAACUGUUAGAUAAGGAUGUAAAGCUCCGUAGUUGCAAUUUGGACUAUAAAAGCACUACUCUGUUGACUAUUGCAGUUGGAUCAUCGCGAUUACAGGUUGGAUGCAAGUCAAGUCCUUCCUCACAUUAAAAUCAUCACCAAUCUUUUUAGUCAAAUAAUUUAUUGCAUUUUAUGGAUUCAACAUCCGGAGUCGGAGUAUCCGACCCAAACACUGGCGGCAGUGGAGGAGGAGGAGAAGGUCCAUCAAUAACAACCGCUCCCCCCGAAAGCGGAGGGUCAACAACAGUUUCUGCAGCACCACCGAGCCGAUACGAGUCACAAAAACGUCGAGAUUGGAACACUUUCUUACAGUACUUAAGGAACCACAAGCCACCGUUAACCCUAGCCCGAUGCAGCGGGGCACACGUGAUCGAGUUCCUUAAGUACCUCGAUCAGUUCGGGAAAACUAAGGUGCACGUGACCGGGUGCCCUUAUUUCGGGCACCCAAAUCCACCUGCACCUUGUGCGUGUCCGUUAAAGCAAGCUUGGGGUAGCCUUGAUGCACUAAUUGGAAGGCUAAGAGCUGCUUAUGAAGAAAAUGGGGGUAAACCUGAAUCAAAUCCGUUUGGUGCUAAAGCUGUUAGAAUAUAUUUAAGGGAAGUUAGAGAAAGUCAAGCUAAAGCUAGAGGAAUUCCUUAUGAAAAGAAGAAACGCAAAAGACCGAGUAGUUCAAGCUCGGUCGUGAUGACAGCUGGCAGUGCUAGUGGCGGCGGUGUUGUUGCAGUAGAAGCUGGUGGUAGUGGUGGCGGAGAUGGUGGAAGUAAUGUCAAUGGUGGUGGUCGUGGUGGUGAUGGCAGUGGCGCGACUAUUGGUCAGCCACCUACUACUACUACUACUAAUACAACAGUAUAGUACAGAUUAUUUUCCAUGAUUCAUUUUCAAUUUUAAUUUUAGCUAGUAACUUGUUCUUUUUUUUCCCUCUUCUAGUUCAGUAUACACUACUCCUAGUAAGUAAUUGUGAAUUACGUAUGAGAUUUAUUACAUCACUUCUGAUCACAUUUAUUUAAAUAUUUUUAGUUUUAUUCAGUGGCAAGUAAUUAAGUUGCA
Molecule: messenger RNA, 1857 nt
Organism: Lycium ferocissimum
Lineage: Eukaryota; Viridiplantae; Streptophyta; Magnoliopsida; Solanales; Solanaceae
Product: protein LIGHT-DEPENDENT SHORT HYPOCOTYLS 5-like
Exons: 1
Coding region: 943-1662 (239 amino acids)
Biological process (GO): response to light stimulus; mRNA transcription
Cellular component (GO): nucleus
Source: RefSeq, a predicted model, not a curated record